AUGAACCCCUACGCCAACCGCCCCUACGCGGGCUGCGAGGGUGGCUACUGCCCCUCCGGCGACCCGGCCCUUGAGGCGUCGCUGUACAGGGCGGUCGCCGCCGGGGACGUCCCGGAGGUGCAGCGGCUGCUAGAGAACCCUGGCCUCAACACCAGCCGCAAUGUGGUGCCAGACGAGCACGGCUUUGUGCGAGUCAAGGACGCCGCCGUGUGGAUCGCCGCCAAGAAGGGGCAGCUGGGGGUUAUGAAGGCUCUGCUCGACAAGGGUUACGACGCUGACUACGAGGAGGGACAUGUGGUUGACCUUGCAGCCGCCAACGGCGACACUGCCAUGCUUGAGCUCCUGCUGAAGAGAGGUUUCGCCAUUGGCUCGAGCGCGCUGGCCUACGCGGCCAAGAACCAGAACGCCGAUAUGAUGAAGGCCCUCCUUGAGGCUGCUCGUAACAAGGCCAAGGGGCAACCCCCAGACCUGAAGUCAGCGAUGCAGGCUGCCUGCGCCGUUGGCAAUCAGACCGUGCUGCGGCUGCUGGUCGAGGAGGGCGCGUUCAAGGAGAUCCGCCACCCCGUCUCCAACCGCCCCACUGUGCACGACUGGCGAGGCGACUACGUGUCUGAGGCGGUGUCCACGGGCCACCCCUUGGUGCUUGAGCUGCUGUUCUCCAGCGGCUACACCGUCACCUGGCAGAACGCUCAGGAGCUGAUUAAGCUUGCCUCAUCAGUGGGUGUGGUGGACUCCCUACGCCAUCUGCUGGAGCAGCCGACAGUGCAGGAGGACGAGGAGGAGCUGGAGGAAGCUGUGGAGAACGCCCUCAAGGUCGCGGCCGAGGAGGGAAAAGCCGAAAUCGUCGACUUCAUCCUCGACACGUACCCAGCCCUGGCCAAAGACCCCUGCCCAGCAGCGCUCAUCAAGGCUACCAU
This is a messenger RNA of Monoraphidium neglectum, 917 nucleotides long. RefSeq lists its product as hypothetical. Gene Ontology annotation, cellular component: chloroplast outer membrane. Gene Ontology annotation, molecular function: chloroplast targeting sequence receptor activity; protein binding. The transcript has 7 exons. The record is from RefSeq and is a predicted model, not a curated record. Lineage: Eukaryota; Viridiplantae; Chlorophyta; Chlorophyceae; Sphaeropleales; Selenastraceae. Gene Ontology annotation, biological process: protein targeting to chloroplast. The annotation marks the transcript as partial.